Durusdinium trenchii is the source of this 1064-nucleotide messenger RNA. The record is from the annotation of a GenBank genome assembly. NCBI's taxonomy places the organism in Eukaryota, Dinophyceae, Suessiales, Symbiodiniaceae.
CCUCCACUAAGCUAAGUCUUCUCUCUUUUCGCUUUGCUGUUUUGUUCACGAAGCGCCAUGGAUCCGAGUCGCCUGCAAGAGAUUGGCCUGAUCACGGGAGUCUUCAUCAAGCUGGACCAAGGUGUGCCAUACUAUGUGGGGAUGCUCCUGGUCUUUGCGAGCACUUGGUCCUUCUGGAAUUGGGUCGUUUCCUUCAAACUCGUUUGCCCGGCAGCGAUUGAAUUGAUCUAUGAGCCGAACAUGAAGCGUUGGAUGCAAGUUUGCUGGACUCUGAUCCUUCCUCAUGUGGGACCCCUGGGUUUGCUAUGUCCACUGGUGAUAGGUGGACUCCUCUUGGAGGUCUGCACGAUUUGGCCUUAUGCCGUGAACUUCAUACGCCUCCAGCGCAGAAAAGUGGCUACGGCGCCGGACGGCUCCCCUGGGGUUUCCACGCCUGUCGUGGUGGUGCCUGAUCCAGGUGAUGCAGAAGCUGCGCCACCUCCCGUCGUGGUGCAGGCGACGGUCAUUGGUGUUGCUGAUGAAGACAAGGAGGAGCACAAUGAGACGAACGAGAGCAAUAACGUCAUUAGUAGUGGAAAUGAUCCAGAAGCUUGUGCGCACAGCGUGAAGAUUGUUGAGAAGAGAGAGCUCUUCUGAGUCGAUUCCUCGGUGGGCAGCCGAGGAGGAUGGCCUUCAGGCCACAGAAGGUCUUGGAGACGACAUGGUAGACCCGUUGGCAUCACCGCAUGUAUUAUUGGAUCGGUCCCAGAACUGGCCCUUCAGAUGUGGAGACCAGGUCCACCAUGUGGAACGGCUGCCCUUUGUGCCCUGGAGUCUCCCACAAGAUUGUGCUACAACAGCACAGAUCUCGUGCUGUAAUUCAACUUCGCUUCGGCAUCCUGCCUGAAGGCAGAGGCGAGCAUUUGCAGUAGGAAUCUAGGAAUUAUGGCAGCAUUGGCCGCCACAUGCUGUGAGUGACCCGGAUUUUUAAUGCAGGACCAGGCGCAUGCUGGUGCAAGAAUUCCAGAUCAUUCCCACCUUUGUGUGUGUGCUUCCGUUUUGUGGCUUGAAUGCUUGUUGCGAGG